CUUAAGAAAGUGAUUAAAGAAGAAUUGUCAGAUACAUUUCAGAAUAUUGAUGCCAUUGACACUAAGUUAUGGUAUGUGCAAGUUGUCCAAGGUGAUUCAAGGCUUGAGCAAAUUAGAAAUUUUAGUGUGUCUGAUGUUGUGAGUGUUCUGGGAGGAAUGGAAGUGCAAUAUAUAAAGUAUAAGGUUAGGGAAUAUUUUAACAAUGUAGACAACAACAAUAUCCACAUUAUUGUUCAAGGUAAAGAAAAUUGGUGUGCU
Molecule: messenger RNA, 258 nt
Organism: Entrophospora candida
Lineage: Eukaryota; Fungi; Glomeromycota; Glomeromycetes; Entrophosporales; Entrophosporaceae
Source: the annotation of a GenBank genome assembly